AUGCCACUCUGUGCAAGUUCACCCAAGACGAUUCAACGAAAAAUUGUUAUUCUCGGUGAUGGUGCGUGUGGUAAGACUUCGCUUUUAAACGUUUUCACUAGGGGAUAUUUUCCGCAGGUAUAUGAGCCGACUGUGUUUGAAAACUAUGUUCAUGAUAUAUUCAUUGAUGGACAAUCAGUCCAGUUAUCAUUAUGGGAUACUGCAGGACAAGAAGAGUUUGAUCGAUUGCGAUCCCUCUCUUAUUCAGAUACACAUUGCAUAAUGUUGUGUUUUUCUGUUGAUUCUCCUGAUUCGCUCGAAAACGUUCAAUCGAAAUGGGUCGGAGAAAUUGCCGAUCACUGUGAAGGGGUCAAGCUAGUUUUGGUUGCCUUAAAGUGUGAUUUGAGGAACGACGAAGACACUGAGAACCAGAAUCAGCAGUAUAGUCAGGGAAACCCCUACUCAUCGCAAAAGAGACUUAUCAGUUAUGAUCAAGGAUUAGCUGUAGCGAAAAGGAUUAACGCGUCUAGGUAUUUGGAAUGUUCUGCUAAAAAGAAUAGAGGUGUCAAUGAGGCGUUUUCAGAGGCUGCCAGAGUUGCUUUAAAUGCCAAACCCAAGGGAGCUAACGACGAUGUACAGGAUAAAAAAAGUUGUAUAAUAAUGUGA
This is a messenger RNA of Lodderomyces margitis, 645 nucleotides long. It is a transcript of the gene RHO3, whose product is annotated as Rho family GTPase. The record is from RefSeq and is a predicted model, not a curated record. Bases 1 to 645 code for a protein of 214 amino acids. Gene Ontology annotation, molecular function: GTPase activity; GTP binding. Gene Ontology annotation, biological process: small GTPase-mediated signal transduction. The transcript is spliced from 2 exons. NCBI's taxonomy places the organism in Eukaryota, Fungi, Ascomycota, Pichiomycetes, Serinales, Debaryomycetaceae.